GGAACAUAAUGUAUGACGGACAAGCAUGGUUUUCUUGUGACCCUGUUUUAAAAUAGUUUAAAUAAGAUUAUAAUUAUAUACCCUUUAGUUAUCAGUCCACAUUAUUCAAUAAUGCGGUAGAAAAAUGUUAUCCAACCUCGGCAGACAGGUUCUGUGGCGGACAGUCAGAAACGCUUCUUUGUGCAGUCCUCUCACGGUUAAGACCUGCCAGUCCCCGUCUCUGCAGCUGGGCUGCAGAUUACUGUGUUCCACUGUUACAUCCGCCGACCAGACUGACCAGGACAGGCAUGGGGCGGCUCUCCUGUCCCUGCGCUCCCUGCUGGACAUGGGAUUCACGGACUCCCAGGCGAGCCAGAUCCACGGGGCCGUGUCUGCUCUCAGGGGGGCCAGCGCGGCCCAGCAGGCUCUGUCCACGCUCACGGUGCUGUUCGGCACGGGGCUCAACCCGGCCAGCGUCCUCAAACUGCUGGACAAAUGUCCCGAGCUGUUCUCCGUCAGAGACGGCCAGCUACAGCAGCGCAUCAACAACCUGAGGAGACUGGGUUUAGGUGAAGGCAGUCUGCAGAGAAUGGUGGUCCAUUAUCCAAAGAUCCUCACUGUACCUGUGAAGUCUGUAAAAACUGUGGUGCUGUUCCUGAGGGAGAAGUGUCUCUUUACUUUCCAGCAGAUCACACAAAUCCUCAGAGACAGUCCAGCAGUUGUACUAGAGGACCCGGGUCAGCUGGAGUACAAGUUUCAGUACGUCUACUUCCGAAUGGGUGUGAAACAGUCGGAGAUGGUGAAGUUCAGGUUGUUCCGUUUCACUCUUGAAGAGGUCCGCUGUCGACACAGCUUUCUAGAGCGACGAGGUUUUUAUCAAACUCCGGACAAGAAAGGACAAACGACCAUCAUCAACCCCAAACUGGAGAGCGUCCUUCACGUAGACCUGGAUGCCUUCCUCACACAGGUUGCCAAAGCAUCAGCAGAGGAGUAUGAUGUAUAUCAGAGACUCUUGGUGAGAGAAUGGAAGGAGGAGGAGGUGCAGCAGGGCAGAGUUGAAGCUGAUGAUGAUGAUGAUGAUGAUGAUGAUGAGGAUGAUGAGAAUGAGGAUGAAGAACGACAAGAGCAUUUGGAGAAUCCAGGAAAAAGUGGAUACAGAAAAAACAGGAACAGAAAAAAGAAAUAAUACAUGAACUGCACUAUAAAUAAAUGACACAUAAUGA
Molecule: messenger RNA, 1202 nt
Organism: Cololabis saira (Pacific saury)
Lineage: Eukaryota; Metazoa; Chordata; Actinopteri; Beloniformes; Belonidae
Gene: mterf4
Product: mitochondrial transcription termination factor 4
Exons: 4
Coding region: 125-1165 (346 amino acids)
Biological process (GO): regulation of DNA-templated transcription
Molecular function (GO): double-stranded DNA binding
Source: RefSeq, a predicted model, not a curated record